GAACAUUGGCCAACCUUCGCUUUAGAGGAAGAGAAGCGACGGUGCGAGGGAAGAGAGAGCAGAGUUAUCAAAACCCACACAGUCUUCGUGUCCUGUGUCGGCGUUCGAUGAAAGGUGAUGGUUCUGACCCAAUCAUCUUCAGCUGGGGUGGAUGGACUAACUGCUGGAUGACAACACGAACACGGUCUGUUGUGAGCUGCUGGUUCAUCGGUCAAGGAUUAGAUGGAGGAGGCAGCAGAGACUGCACAGCUGAGGCAACCAAAGGUUCAGGAUGGUGGUACCCCAGUCCGGCACUCAGAAACCAAGCGUUACAGUGAGAUAUUACGUGAUUUUGACGCUAACUUGGAUCUCUCAUUGACAUGCUCGACUGUGGAUGAGCUGCUACUAGAAGCAGACUCGCUGUCUUUAACAGACACUUCAGCAGACACCACGCUCAACGCUGAUCUGGAUGAUAUUACAGGUGAAGAUGUGGAGUCGUUGAAGAUCUGCCGUGAAGAGGAGGAAAAAGACGGAGCUGUCACCGCCCAGGAUGCCGACCUGACCCUGUGUCGCUGCGAGGGCGGCGUGGAGCUCGCCCUCCAGUACGCCAAAAUGUGGUGCCGUUACGCCAAAGACCUCCUGACCUGGAUGGACAAAAGAAUCAGCCUGGAGCAAGAGUUCGCAAAGAGUAUUAUGAGAGCAGCAGAUGCGGCCAAGUCAUGCGUCGCUCAACAGGACAUGAUGCCUCUGCAGAUCAUCUACACACAGGCUCUGGAACAUGAUAUCAAAAGCAGCACAUCAGCCAAACAAACAGCUGAACUCAUUCAGCAGCGCUGCUACCAGGCUCUGUCAGCCAAGAAGAACGAAAUCGACAAGUGGCGACGGGAAUUCAAAGAGCAGUGGUCAAAAGAGCAGAAGAGGAUGAAUGAUGCAGUGUCUGCGCUGAAGAGAGCAAGACAGCAAUACCUGCAGCGCUGUGAGGAGCUGGAGAAGGCCAAAGCCAUGACGGCCAAAGCUGAAGAGGACACAGGGGGUUACAAAACCCUGGACAAGAGGAGGAAGUCCAGAGAUGACGCCCAAACCAAGGUUACAGAGACCGAGAUGCUCUACAGGCAGUGUGUGUGCGAAGCGAACAACCAUCAAAAAGAGCUGGAUAAGGUGAAGCGCAAAAUCAUUGUCCACAUUCGCAAGCUCAUCUGCCAAGGAGACACUGUGCUAAAAGAGGCAACGGUGAACAUGUUUUAUUACCAGCGGCAGCAGACCGAGCAGGUUCCUCUGGGCUACCAGAACUUAGAACUGACCUGCAGGCCCUGCGAUCCAGGAGAACCCUACCUGCACUACAUCCUGGGGAAGAACCUGCCCGAACAACCUCUCCAGAACUUCAUAUUUCAGGAGUUCACCCCCCAGAACAAGAGAUCCCCACCGACAGGUCGACGUAAACAGAGCACUGCUCUGAGUUAUCAACAAGAUUCGUACGUGUUACCAGAGGAACUGAAACACAGCAGCAGUUUAGUAGAUGGACGACGCCCCGGUCACAGCGACAGAGACAGCACCGGAGGAAGUCUUGAGUCGCUGUCCAGUCCAGCUUAUGGGAACCGUAAGCUGCCCAAGGCCUCCUCCACGGGAACCAUGUCUUCAGAUGAUCUUGAUGAGAAAGACUCUCUGCAAGAAGCAGAGAGCGAAGAGGGUUUGUCUGACAGCAACGGGAUGACCUGCAAACCACGAAAUGCGCCCCGUGCCGCACUGACUCACAGACUGAAAAAAAUGAAGAGCAAGAUGGUCAAGUGUAAGCAAUGUGACAAUUACAUCCUGGUCAACGGGAUUGAGUGCGAAGAGUGUGGCCUUGCAGUCCACAGGAAGUGCCUGGAGGUGUGCCAGUUGGAGUGCGAGCACCGGAGAGGCUUCAUCUUUGGGAUGGAGUUCUCCCUGCUGCCCCGGGAGAGCCAGGACUCUGUGCCCUUCGUAGUCCUGCGCUGCACGGAAGAGAUUGAGAACAGGGCUCUCGGAGUCCAGGGGGUUUACAGAAUCAGUGGAUCCAAACCUCGCAUUCUGAAGUUAUGUCAGGCUUUCGAAAUUCAGAAAGACCAAGUUGACCUUAGUGACCUCUCGCCUCAUGACAUCAGUUCCGUACUCAAGCAUUUCUUCAAAGAGCUUCCAGAGCCGUUGCUCACCUUUGACCUUUACAACGACUUCAUCGGUGUGGGCAAGGAGAUUCAGAGGCUUAGUGAAAAGGACCACGCAUCCGAGACUGCUGGGAUUGUGACGAGCACUGUGGCCAAACUCAAAGAGCUCAUCGGACGACUGCCUCUGUGUAACUACAACGCAGUGCAGCACAUGAUGGCCCACUUGAACAGGGUUGCAGAACAUUAUGAGGACAACAAGAUGUCUCCAGGAAACCUCGGCAUUGUGUUCGGCCCCACUCUCCUGCGGCCCCUGGUGUCAGGAGACGUGUCUAUGAUUGCUCUGCUGGAAACCAGCUACCAGGCUCUUCUCGUGGAGUUUAUGAUCUCAAACUACGAGCACAUAUUCGGUCCCGCCACGAGAUCCAGCACGCCUCCUCCACCGCCUCCCACGGCACCGCUCCCAGACACCCCUCCUCCCAGAGCCUCGUGUCCCUCUCAGGACCCCGAAGCCACGGGCAGGGAGCGUCCGCGCUCUCUGGAGUCCUGGCUCUGA
Molecule: messenger RNA, 2655 nt
Organism: Puntigrus tetrazona (Sumatra barb)
Lineage: Eukaryota; Metazoa; Chordata; Actinopteri; Cypriniformes; Cyprinidae
Product: GEM-interacting protein-like
Biological process (GO): activation of GTPase activity; negative regulation of GTPase activity; signal transduction
Cellular component (GO): plasma membrane
Molecular function (GO): GTPase activator activity
Source: RefSeq, a predicted model, not a curated record